AGAAAAUAAGUCUGUUUUCUUUUCAUUUUCGAAGCUGGGUAAAUGGGUAGUUUUACACAAACACACUGUUGAAGACUUUAGAAAUCGCUGACCACGUGUUUCUCUCUGUUCCUUCAAGUCAAAAUGUCGAUGGAAGACUUUUUGUUUGGGAGUGAUUUGGAGGACAGCGAAGACGAAGGCAAAUCAGCAAAAGAAAGUAAAAGAGCAGAGCGAGAUGCUGAGCUAAAUGAGCUGUUUGGUGAUUCACCCAGUGAAGGGGAAGACGAAGGUGAACCAGGCGCCGAGGCGUCUGAAUCAGACCGUGAAGAGCAAGCGGAGAGUGGCGAUGAAAACGCGAAGGAAGGAACAAAUAUAGCGCAAGGAAAGAACGAGGAAGACGAGGAAGGAGACGAUGAUGAAAAUGAUGACGAAAAUGAGAAAGAAGUGACGAAAUCCAAACUCCAGUCUCAAGUGUCUUCUGCAGAUUUAUUUGGGGACGAUGAAGAGCUAUCAUCAGAUGAAGAAGAGCAUGAAGAAAAAGAAGAAAGACUUGUAGAACAACAAGAAGAACAAGUUGAGGAUGGUGAAGAUAUCGAAGCUCGAGAUGCCGAUGAAAUUCCCCAUGAAGAAGAAGAGGAAGAAGAAACAAGAAUCGAUGUCACUAUUCCAUACUGUCAAUUCUCUCUGGGCUCUGAGUUGUAUUUUGUAAAGAUGCCAAAUUUCUUGAGCAUUGAACACAAACCAUUUGACCCAGCUUUGUAUGAAGAUGAAAUGGAAGAAGAUGAGGUUUUAGAUGAAGAAGGAAGAGCCAGGCUGAAGCUUAAGGUUGAAAACACAAUCCGAUGGAGGUACAGAAAGGAUGAGGAGGGAAAUGAAAUUAAAGAAAGCAAUGCAAGAAUUGUUCGUUGGUCUGAUGGUACAACAUCAUUACUGUUGGGAGAAGUGUUUGAUGUUCACAAAAAUGAGAUUGAUGGCAACUGUAACCAUCUCUUUGUUCAGCAGGGGACUGGUCUCCAGGGCCAAGCAGUAUUUAAAGAGAAACUCACUUUCAGACCCCACUCUACAACCAGCCAGACUCACAGAAAAAUGACACUGUCUAUUGCCGACCGAGCAUCUAAAGCACAAAAGAUACGAAUACUCCCUGCAGCUGGCAUGGACCCUGAGGCACAGAGAUCAGAACUUAUCAAGAAAGAAGAUGAGAGACUCAGAGCACUAUUACGUCGUGAAAAUCAGCAGCGCAGAAUCAAGGAGAGACAUCAAGCUAAAGGGCUGAGUGCCAGCUUUCUUGAACCUGAUCGAUAUGAAGAUGAUGGAGAAGAUUUGGAACAGAGUUUGCUGGCGAUAAAGAAAAAGUACAAGAAGAAAUUAGCUGAGGGAUUUCCAAGUGAGUCAGAUGAGGCAGAAGAAAGUGAUGAAGGAGCAGGAGGCUUAGAGAGUGAGGAGGAUGAGGAGGGAAAGGACAGAUUACUUAAUGCCAAGGAAGGCGAUGACAAUGACUUGGAGGGAAGAAAGAGGACAAGCAGUGAAGGAGGAGGAUCACAGAGGAAGAAGAAGAAAAGCAGACAGAUUGUAGAGAGUGAUGAAGACAGUGACUAGCUGUUGUGUUGGUUAAGGCUCAUAAGGAAAGGAGAUGGAAAAGAAAGAGAUUUUAAAAAGUCACAGACAGUUAUUCUCUGGUUUGCCCUCAGAUUUUUUAAAGUUGGACAAGAAAAUAUAUAGCAUAGUGUGAGAGGGACCUUGUAGCAGGAGUAAAAAGAAUCACCCUCCUCUCUCAUUUCCUCCUGCUUUUUGCUUGCCCUCUAGACAAAGACCAGAGAGAAAAUUGAAAGUCUGUCUGUCAACAGAAUAGUGAUUUGAUGUCAUCUCAUCUAUCGUGGAAACCAUGAAAAGGCAUUCUUCACUGGGAAUGGAACAGGAGAAACCACAUAUUGGUUGUGCAGUGUUACUAUAAUACACCAGACGUUUGAAGUGCAGCAAGGCAAGAUAAUUCAGAGGUGGCAUUUGGAGUCAUUUGAAGGAAAUGUCAGACUCAAGAAAAUAGAAUAAAUAUCCUUUGUAAGUGACAUAGGGGAAGGCAAGCUGCUGUAGGGAUGGGCUUUCUAAGGCUUUUAAAAAUGGUAUGGAACUGAUAUUGAAGUAAAGUAUUUUACCAUAAUAAAUUUCAACAUUGUUGUUUACGGCCUUGUGUUUGCCCUCCCAAACUCAUAACCAAAUCAGUUCCAAUUUGGUUAUAUCACCUGUCCUAGCUGACUGAAGUAUGUUUUUACUUAUGAUCCAUGUUGCUUGAAUUUUGGUAUCUCAAAAAUUAAAGUUUUGGAAGGCCA
Messenger RNA from Pocillopora damicornis (cauliflower coral), 2303 nucleotides. RefSeq names its product RNA polymerase-associated protein LEO1. Gene Ontology annotation, biological process: transcription elongation by RNA polymerase II; positive regulation of transcription elongation by RNA polymerase II. The record is from RefSeq and is a predicted model, not a curated record. Gene Ontology annotation, molecular function: RNA polymerase II C-terminal domain phosphoserine binding. NCBI's taxonomy places the organism in Eukaryota, Metazoa, Cnidaria, Anthozoa, Scleractinia, Pocilloporidae. Gene Ontology annotation, cellular component: Cdc73/Paf1 complex; nucleus.